CAAAACUCGGGGUUUAGCGAUUAGACACGCGUUCAGACUCAGUCCUUUUUUUUUUUUUAAAUUAUUAUUUAUAUUGUUAUUGUUCGUGGACAAUGGCGAACCUUAAUUAUUUGUCGUUCCCGCAUUGGGACGGAGGCUCGAGGAAAAUUCGUUACAUUUAUUUGGUAAACGAGUCAAAUUUUACACUCACAGAGGGUGCCAAAAAGGGUUCAUUUGCAUCAGUUCCUCUCUUUCUUGGUGCCGACCUCUUGGCCAACACGGAUAUCCGUGCCGAGAACCAUCCCAGGUAUCAUGCCAAGUUCGCCAGGAAAGGGCUGGCCACCAAAAUCCACUUCUCUGCAGCCUUCAGGUUCCGCGGGUUGAAGGCGGCGCCGUCCAACAACGGCUUGUGGUUCUACACCAUUCACGGGCUUUUCCGCGUGGCUUUUGAGAUGUACGCCAAGCCGGAGCAGCUGGCGGUACUCAACAACUUCCAGGAUGUGUGGAAAUCUCAGAUGAACGAGAAUCCGUUGAAGAGCAGCUACAGCCUGAGUGCGCAGCUGGACCGAUCGGACCCUGGGAGUGAAGUGCUUAAAAACCAGUCGCCAGAGCAGCUGGAGAACAGAAGUCGAGACGUGUCAUUAGAUCAUUGUUAUUCCAUGCAGCAGCGCUCUCAAAGCUUAUCCGAAUUUGAGAAUAAGCUCCAGAGCCUAAGUGACAAGCUAGCCUCCAAAAAUUUCAUGGAGCAUCAUCUGGAGCCGGCCUUGCUCCUCCUGGACCACGUCGAGCGCUGCUUGGGCGGUACAGCGGAGGAGCGGGAAGCGGGGGAGACGUCGCUCGCCAGGUGGUUAGGCUGCCGGUUUGCGGCGGCCCACACCGACAUCAGCCGGCGGGUGGAGGCCUUCAAGGAGCGCCACAUCCAGAGGAUCGGAGAGCUGCCGCCGGCCGAGGAGCUGGCUGCGCAGCUUUUCCCGGACGCCAUGAGGACGCUGCUGCUGAACUGGAUGGGGCUGAGUCGGGACGAGGACCAGGCCAAGAGGCAAAGCGAGUACCCCAUCCUGCUUCUCAUCCUGGAGUUCGCCAACCAUAACCUCAUCACUGGGGUGGCGCACGUUCUCUACUCAACUCUCAUCUGCAGAUAGAUUCCUGUGGGGGGUGGGGAGGGGAGGGUUGCGGUUGCGCAUCGCGGCGACUGCAAUGGAAAAAGCAAGAGACAGACGGUAACUAGGAAGCUAGUUGGCCAGAACCCACCUUUAUGUGCACAUGCACAGUGACAUGUCAGAAGAAGUCAGGAUUGGUCAAACCAGAGUGAAAAGGGGUGGAAAAUGUCCAGUGAUGUGUGUGUGUGUGUGUGUGUAUAUAUAUAUAUAUAUAGAUAGAGAGAGAGAGAGAGAG
Messenger RNA from Syngnathoides biaculeatus (alligator pipefish), 1374 nucleotides. RefSeq lists its product as uncharacterized. The transcript has 4 exons. The coding region runs from base 93 to 1121 and encodes 342 amino acids. The record is from RefSeq and is a predicted model, not a curated record. NCBI's taxonomy places the organism in Eukaryota, Metazoa, Chordata, Actinopteri, Syngnathiformes, Syngnathidae.